This is a messenger RNA of Cherax quadricarinatus, 1029 nucleotides long. The record is from RefSeq and is a predicted model, not a curated record. NCBI's taxonomy places the organism in Eukaryota, Metazoa, Arthropoda, Malacostraca, Decapoda, Parastacidae.
CUUGGGUAUUGUCGACUGCUAUUGGCUGGGAGCUCCUGGAGUAUUCAGUACUGUCUGACUUGUUGAAGGAGAAGCAUUUUGGAUCUCACUCUCUCGCUAUUUCACCAAUUUACACCACUCCAGAAUGGCGGACAUGGAGACGGAAGAUGUACUAGGAACUUCAGGAAAGGAGCUGCCAGCAGCAAAAUUCACACCGGUGGACUACAUCAUCUUCAGCCUCAUGGUUUGUGACAUCCAUCGGUAUCGGAGUAAUCAGCGGCAUCAGGAGCCGCAGUAGAGCUACCACACAAGAGUACCUCUUGGGAAGCAGGACAAUGUCGCCGGUACCUGUAGCAUUUUCUCUACUUGGAGGAGCCAUAUCUGCUAUUAGUCUUUUAGGUAACCCCGCCGAGAUGUACUUCUUCGGCACACAACUUGUUAUGAACUUACUGGGAUUCAUCCCGGGUUGUCUCUUCAUUAGUCAAGUCAUCACACCGAUAUUCUACCAACUUAAACUCGUCUCAAUCACUGAGUAUCUUCAAGUGAGGUUUGAAUCACGAUUGCUGAAAACUCUGGGAACUUUGUGUCUGCUGUUAUUUAACUUCAUCCACAUGGGCUUGUGUUUAUAUGCUCCAACUUUGUCACUGUCUAUAGUCACUGGUCUCUCUACGUCCACAUCGAUACUCAUCCUGGGCUUCGUAUGCACAUUCUACAUUACAAUUGGAGGUGUGAAGGCUGUUGUUUACACUGAUGUGCUACAGACAUUGAUUUUGCUCAUCGGGAUGCUGCUGGUUGUGAUCAUCUGUACCACUGAUGUUGGUGGUGUUGGUAGCGUCUGGUCCGUCGCUGAACGAGGAGGUCGCAUCAUAUUGUUUGAGUGAGUCUUUCAUCAGUGCUCUUAUAUCAUCCUUUAAUUGGUGUUAACUAAAACAAAGCAAUAAUUCUGCAAGUGCUGCCCAAAAUACCUCUGCUUUAUUUGCUCCAGUCAUAUUAUGAUAUGUAAGCACACACUGUAACCUUAGCAAAGAAAUAAAUAGUUUAUUUAUUUAA